AUGAGCCAGAAAUUUUUGAAAGCGUGUGAAGGAAAAGCUGCAUAUCGUUUUAAACGUACCAUUAAUGGCAUAGAUCAUGAUAAUAUUGAUGAAUUAGAAAGCCCCAAUAUUGAUGAAUUAAAAGAAGCAGCAAAAAAAUAUCACGAAGAACAUGCUUCUUACAAAGUACGUAAAUCCCUUUACAUAGGAAACUCAAGCCGUACUACAAGAAGAAAGAAUCAGCAACAGCAUGAAGUAGCAAAGAGAACUUUUGUAUUGCAUACCUUUUGGAAUACUAAAGAAUCUACUGAGGAAAUUAAUAAUGAUAAUGAUGACCUGUUGGGUGAUGAAAUCAAGGAUUGUAAUUGGAAUAAUGAAAUCUCAACUGUUCUUAAAAAUCUGAAGUUAGAUAUUAAAAAAGAAAAAAUAAAAAGAAAAGGAGUAUAUUCUCGCUGUGGGCAUCAUGCUAAAAUAUCGAGUUUUCUUUGGAAUGAGGAUAUUCUUCUUCAAGUUAAAUCAUAUAUUCGGGAGCAUAAAUGGAAUGUUACUCCACAGAUACUGAUGAUACAGAUAAAUGAAGUUAUUUUACCAGGACUUGAAUUUGCGUCAUCUCCAACAAUCCAUAUCAAUACUGCAAGAAAUUAUUUGAAGAAGCUUGGAUAUUAUUAUGAAAAG
This is a messenger RNA of Diversispora eburnea, 654 nucleotides long. NCBI's taxonomy places the organism in Eukaryota, Fungi, Glomeromycota, Glomeromycetes, Diversisporales, Diversisporaceae. The record is from the annotation of a GenBank genome assembly.